AUGUCUCAAAGUGAAAUCACAAGUGUGAUCCAAUCGGAACGUUUUGAACACAAAAUUUGUGGCAUGACCUCUGUAUUGGUCCAAUUACUCCGAUCGAAUGCUUCUGCAACCACUUCUUCGGCACAACAGCAAGACGCAUUCUUUCAGCCAUUGAUCUCAAAACUGAACCACUUGUUGCAAUCUCAUUUUGGAAAUGAUACGACCAUGAAUGUUGGUUUUGCUUUUGGAAAUGUAGCAAAAACACUCUAUGCUCAUAAUGUGAAUUUGAAUGAAAAUGAUGUUUGUGUGUGUUUGAUUAUGGAUAGUCAGUUGGAUAUUGAUUGUAAGAUGGUCACGGCAGUGAGAAAGAAUUCAUCUUUGGUGAGCUCAAAUGAAAAGUCCAUGAUUUGGAGACUCUUGUAUAAAUAUUCAUUUCAAUAA
This is a messenger RNA of Naegleria lovaniensis, 420 nucleotides long. RefSeq lists its product as uncharacterized. Bases 1 to 420 code for a protein of 139 amino acids. The record is from RefSeq and is a predicted model, not a curated record. The transcript has a single exon. NCBI's taxonomy places the organism in Eukaryota, Heterolobosea, Eutetramitea, Acrasida, Naegleriidae.